This is a messenger RNA of Erigeron canadensis, 2424 nucleotides long. RefSeq lists its product as uncharacterized. Lineage: Eukaryota; Viridiplantae; Streptophyta; Magnoliopsida; Asterales; Asteraceae. The transcript has 3 exons. Bases 1 to 2424 code for a protein of 807 amino acids. Gene Ontology annotation, molecular function: nucleic acid binding; zinc ion binding. The record is from RefSeq and is a predicted model, not a curated record.
AUGGCGAUAUAUAUCAUUACAGAAAAGCCUGAUCAACUUUUCGCGUGUGGUAUAUGUGCCUAUGGAGUUGUUAGCAACAUUGAUCGCGCCCCGAUGGGGUAUGAAGGAGCAAAUGCUAACGCCGAAACUCAAGAAGGCCAAGGUGGCGGCCGUGGUGGUCGUGGUGGUAGAGGUGGUCAUGGCGGUCGUGGUGGCCGAGGUGAUCGUGGAGAACAUGUGGAGGUUCAAGAGCCGAAUGGAACCCUAGCUGAGCAGCUUACGGCACUAUUGCCGACUCUUGCGGCUCAAGUGGCAGCCGUACUGGGAGUUAACAUUGGAAAUGGAGGACAACGAACCAGAAAUGAAGCUGAAGUGAAAAGACAAGAAGCGGUGGUUCAAGAAGUAGAGCAAGUCAGAGAUGAGGUCGUUAUUGUUGCUGAGCGCGAAUCGAUUGUUAGGGAGAAUGGCAAUACGAGAUAUCACCAAGGAUGUACCUACAAAGAUUUCCUCAACUGCAAGGCUAUUGAUUUUGAUGGGAAGGGUGGAGCAACUGCUUAUCUCCAGUGGAUGGAGAAGAUGGAGGCUGUAAUUGUUAUAAGUCACUGCACUUAUGAUCAGAGAGUUACUUAUGUUGCUGGAUGUUUUGUGUCUGAUGCUUUGUCAUGGUGGAACAAUGAGAUCCGUGUCAGAGGAGGAAGAGAUGCAGCUUUGGCUAUGCCUUGGAAGGAGUUCAAGGAUCUGAUGCAAGCAGAGUUUUGCCCUGUCCACGAGUUACAGAAAUUGCAGACUGAGUUCCUUCAGCUUACAAUGGUUGGAGCAGACCAUGCUGGCUACACUAGUAGAUUCUACGAGUUAUCUAGAUUGAUUCCCCACCUGGUGGAUCCUGAGCCAAAAUGGAUUGAGAAGUAUAUUGCUGGGUUAGAACCACAUGUUCGUGUGCAAGUGGUGACUGCUCGACCGACCACUAUUCGAGAUGUUGUGACCAAGGCAGGAAGUCUGACUGAAGAACUAGUAAGAAGUGGUAUUCUAAGUAGGGGAGGAAGCAAGAGAAGGGAGUUGGUGGAGACGAGUAAGAGGAGGGAAUUCAGAGGAGAUAAAAGAGCAAGAGUGGGAAGAAUGUAUGGAACAACUGAGAUGGGCCAGAAGGGUUAUGUUGGCCAGCACCCUUUAUGUGGUAAGUGUAAUCUGUACCAUCUGGCGACUUCACCAUGUAAAACUUGUUUCAACUGUCAAAAGUUUGGCCAUCUUGCAAGAGAUUGUAGAGCACCACGAGUUCAAGCAGCACCACUGAAUGUUGUACCAUUGAAUGUCAUCCCACCUAAUUCCAGAAACCUUCAAGGAAACCGAGGGGCUUGUUAUGAGUGUGGGAGCACUGAUCACUACCGUAACCUAUGUCCUCGACUUAACCGUCAGCCAGCCCCAGCAGCAGCGAACCCUAACCAACUUCAGAUUGUCGGUCCACCUCCACCAAGAGCAAACCAAGGACAACAAGACAGAGGUCGGGUCUUUCCCUUAAAUGCUGUGGAAGCUGCUAAUGAUCCUAACGUUGUUACUGGUACAUUUCUUCUAAACGAUCAUGAUGCUACUAUGUUAUUCGAUUUUGGAGCCGACUAUAGUUUCGUGUCUACUAACUUUUUGUGUAACUUAAAUGUGCCAACAUGUUACUUGCAUACUUAUUAUGAGAUAGAGGUAGCUAGUGGUCAACGGGCUAGACUAGAUCGUGUAGUGCCUAAAUGUAUUCUUAUUCUUGAGGGCUAUUCGUUUUACAUUGACUUGAUUUCGUUUGGAAUGGGUAGCUUUGACGUUAUCGUUGGGAUGGAUUGGUUGUCUCGUGUUGAUGCAUCUAUUGUUUAUCGCACAAAAAUUCUUAGAAUACCUAUGAUUGAUGGGCAUGUACUAGAGAUUCAUGGUGAGCGAACCGAAACCAUCUACCGACAUCUUAUGAGUGCUACCGAAAAAGUAGUCAAGCUAGCUAAUAUUCCUAUCGUGCGUGAUUUCUCCGAUGUUUUACCCGAUGAUGUGGUGGGAUUACCCCCACCUAGACAAGUCGAGUUUCGCAUUGAUCUUGUACCUAACGCUAUGCUAGUAGCUAAGUCACCAUACCGUUUGGCUUCUUCUGAAAUGCAAGAACUAGCGACACAAUUGCAAGAAUUACAAGAUAAAGGAUUCAUCCGGCCGAGUUCUUCACCUUGGGGCGCACCGAUAUUAUUUGUCAAAGAGAAGGAUGGGUCCUUUCACAUGUGCAUUGAUUAUCGCGAGUUGAACAAACUAACGAUCAAGAAUCGAUAUCCAUUGCCGCGCAUUGACGAGCUAUUCGAUCAAUUGCAAGGCGCUAAAUACUUCUUAAAGAUUGAUCUUCGUUCGGGUUACCAUCAGCUGAGAGUACGUGAAGAGGACAUUCCAAAGACAGCUUUUAGAACGAGAUAUGGGCCUUCGAGUUUUUAG